Messenger RNA from Oncorhynchus gorbuscha (pink salmon), 1417 nucleotides. RefSeq lists its product as uncharacterized. Gene Ontology annotation, biological process: interleukin-15-mediated signaling pathway; T cell activation; positive regulation of ERK1 and ERK2 cascade. Gene Ontology annotation, molecular function: protein tyrosine kinase binding; MHC class II protein binding. Gene Ontology annotation, cellular component: membrane raft; external side of plasma membrane. NCBI's taxonomy places the organism in Eukaryota, Metazoa, Chordata, Actinopteri, Salmoniformes, Salmonidae. The transcript is spliced from 3 exons. Bases 84 to 785 code for a protein of 233 amino acids. The record is from RefSeq and is a predicted model, not a curated record.
GAGACAGAAACAGAGCGGAGAGAGACAGAGAGACAGAGAGAGAGAUAGACACAGAGACAGACCUGAGAGAGAGAGAGGGGAUCAUGGCUGAUGUCCCUCAAUCAUUUUUGGGAUUGCUUGUGACCGUUUUGUACCUUCUAACAGGUGUCAGUGGAGAAACUCUCUCUAUGUUCUCCAGAGUGGGAGAUGAUGUCAGUCUGCCGUGUAACAAUGUGGUUCAUCCAGACUGCUCCUCUACUACAUGGAUCUAUAACAGAGAUGGAUCUACUGGUAAUAUUGAAGAGGUCACAUUGGGGAAGAUCAAAGUUGUCCAGAAAGAGAGAGCAGAGAGACUGAGUUUAGGGUCUAACUGUUCUCUACAUGUUAGCAAUGUCAGGGCUGAGGAUGUUGGACUCUACACCUGUCAACAAUACCUUAAAGAGACUGGACCAAAACAUGGAGGUGAUGCUCCUGUUCAUCUGUCUGUUCUAACUAUCUCCUCUACCACAGCAGUGACAGAUCUGAAGCCUAAUGUUAAAAUGACAUUACGGUGUUCUCUGCUCACCGAUACGCAACAUGGAACGUGCCGGUCAGGAUUUAGUCUCAGCUGGGGCCCUAAAACAGGUACUAAAGCCCAGGUCACACAGGAUUCUUCCUGUGACAUCACUCUGACUGUGACACUCCAGAAGGAGGACAACAACAGGAAGUGGACGUGCACACUGACUGAAAAGGGAAACAUGAAGAUCUCCAUUGACUUCACCUCCACAUUCUCAGGUAUGUGUUCUUGUUAUGUUCCUAUAAUCUGAAUAAGUUCACAAGAUCUGUGAUGAUAUUAAAGUUCAUAUCAAAUCUGAUUCAUUCUCCUGGUAUUUGUGAUAUUAGUGAUUGAUUUGAAUCCUACUGCUGUGUCUGAUGAUGAUGAUGAUGGGUUAUUUAAUAAACUAAAAGAGGAUGUUCAUCUCCUACUGAAAAAGAUAUAGAAGAAAAGACCACUGAUAGUGAUGAUGUCAUCUCUACUCUCCCAGGUAAAAUACUCCCAUCUGUAUGAUGUGUGCAGAUAUAGUAAAUGUUUUAUCUGUCCUCUGGAUACAUAGAACUGGGUACUGUGUUUUUCUUGCAGUGUCAGGGUUUGAGACUGGGUCCAGAAAGAUUAUAUGUUUUUCAGACAGUUCUGGUGUAACUUCUCUAAUUCCUGUCAGGACAACCAGCAGUACUCCACAACAGUAUAAGACUGGUCAUGUAAAAACAGGCCCAAACAUAUUAAUACAUUAAUAGGAAGUACUGCUUGUCUAGUGUUAGUAUAAUUUAAUUAUGACAAUGUGCUUUCAUCAAUUGAAAGCCCUUCAUCUAUUUUAUGAGAAUUUGUAAGAUUUCUUGUUUGCAUAAAAUAGACGCAGACCAGUCUUUAAAUAAUAGGUAAUAGAAUUUAUUCUCGGAG